This is a messenger RNA of Camellia sinensis, 1550 nucleotides long. Lineage: Eukaryota; Viridiplantae; Streptophyta; Magnoliopsida; Ericales; Theaceae. The record is from RefSeq and is a predicted model, not a curated record.
UUUUCCAUGUCAUAUUUCAAUUGGAUGGCAUAAUCAUUGUUGUACAUCAUUAUGAGCACUGUCAUUAUCUUGAAUGUACUAACAGAUUAAUUAUAGGUACAUGCAAGCUGUUGUAGAUGAAAUCAUUUUUGGAAAUGUUGAUCCACUGAAGCAUCCAAGCAAGUGGAAUUUGGGAAAGCUCUUGAAGGAGUUCAAUGGAAUUUCAGGGAAGAUAUUGAAUGACUCAUUUGUGGCGAUUACAGAGGUAGCUUUACGGGAAUCCCUCACACAGCUUCAUGAGUUAAGUUCUGUAAGUAUUAACGAUUUUCACCUUCCAAACUUGCCCUCACCUCCAAAUGCCUUCAGAGGAAUACGUAGGAAGAGCUCCUCAUUGAAACGUUGGCUUGCCGUAUGCUCAGAUGAUUCAGCUAAAGAUGGAAAGUACCGACCAACUGUUAAUCUUCUCCGCAAGUACCUUGGAGAUUUUAUAAUUGCUUCAUAUUUGGAUGUUGUACAAGAAUCUGGGUAUGAUGAUGCAUAUAUGAAGGAAAUAGAGAGGGCAGUUCUUGUGAAAACUCUAGAUUGUUUCUGGAGGGAUCAUCUUGUCAACAUGAACAGGCUCAGUUCGGCGGUAAAUGUCAGAAGUUUCGGGCAUAGGAAUCCACUUGAAGAAUACAAAAUUGAUGGUUGUCGAUUCUUCAUUUCUAUGCUCAGUGCAACUCGAAGGCUAACUGUAGAAUCACUCUUGCGGUAUUGGUCAUCUCCCAUGGAGUCCCAAGAACUUUAUGUAUCGUAGAAGUAGAAUCGUUUUCUUUGCUAGAGUCCAGGUUGAUCUGGUCUUUUAUUUGAUGCAGUCCAUUGGUCUGAGGGGCAUAGUCAAGAAUUUUAUUCAGUGGGAUCAUUCAACAAGUUAUCAUCAAUGUCACUUGAAUAAUCCGUGGCAUCCAAAACCCACCAAAGCAGUAUCAGUGUCAAAGCUACACCAAGACCUACUGGUGCAUAGUUGAAGGUGUUCCAUAUCUAACAGGGUAGAGUUGGCAAUCGGAAGGCCAGGCAGAUAUAUCAUAUCCACACAAUAGGGCUGCCAAAUCCACCUUACUUUACUCCAUAAUUGGGACGUCGUAGCAGCCAACCCACCCCUAUUGUGCUUGUGGAAAUGAUGUCGGUAAAAGGUCACAUUGAUUUUCAAGAUGGGCAGAGAUGACUGUUGAUGCUGGAAAAAAAAAAAACUAAAAAUGUAGAUGACUGCACAGAAACACACAGCAUCUGUUGGGACCUUGAAUUCUUUUGCCAAAUUGGUGAUUUUUUUGUUAGUUUUUUUCUCGGUGAAAUGGGAUAGACAGUUGUGCAUGUAAUGCAAGAGAGCACAAUUUUAGAAUUUGAAACUGUGAAUAUCAGCAAAAAAAAGAGAAUGAAUUGUAGAUGUGGCGAGUAUUAUGUUGUGUUUGUAACAGUGCCCCAAGGUGGGUGAGCUGCAAAUUAUGAAAAUGUAUUUAUUCAAUAGGUUUGUAUCACAGACUUGAAUGGACUCGUAAGUUUGAAUGAAUAAUUGAUCAGAACAUUCUCUUUGA